AUCCUUAGAGUUUAGAAAGGGUUUAGGGUUUAUACAACACAAGUAAAACAGAAGAACAGAAACACAAUCAGCACCAAGAGGAAGAGGCGUAACACAACAAUGAGCGAGAAGAGAAGAAUAAGCCUCGUAGCAGGUUCAUACGAAAGAUUCAUAUGGGGUUUCACUCUCAAUCCCAAUAAACAAACCCUAAACCCACUCUUCUCUUACCCUUCCCAUCUCUCUCUAAUCAAAUCCGUCGCCGUUUCCGGUUCCGUCGUUGCCUCCGGCGGCUCCGACGAUACAAUCCAUCUCUACAAUCUCUCCGCCGCUUCCUCCCUUGGUUCCCUCAACCACCACUCAUCCACCGUCACCGCUCUUUCGUUCUACUCACCUCCUCAUCUUCCUUUCCCUCGCAAUCUCGUCUCUGCUGACGCCGACGGUUCCCUCGCUAUUUUCGAUGCCGACGGUUUCGUUCACCUUAAGACACUUCCCGUUCAUAAGAAAGCUAUUAAUGAUCUUGCUCUUCAUCCUUCCGGGAAGCUUGCGCUAACUGUUUCGCGUGAUAACUGCUUUGCUAUGGUUAACCUUGUUCGUGGUCGUAGGAGCUUCUGUUGCCGGUUAGAUAAAGAAGCGUCGCUUGUCCGAUUUGACGCAUCGGGUGAUUCGUUCUUCAUGGCCGUUGAUGAGAUUGUCUCUGUUCAUCAAGCGGAGGAUGCUCGUUUGUUGCUUGAAUUGCAAUGCUCCAAACGUGUUCUCUGCGCUGCACCUGCUAGGAAUGGACUUCUCUAUACAGGCGGUGAGGACCGCAGUAUCACAGCAUGGGACAUAAAAAGUGGAAAAGCUGCAUAUUGCAUAGAAGAGGCCCAUGCUGCGCGUGUAAAAGGUAUUGUUGUUCUCAGUGAUGAGGCUACAGGGGAUGAUGAACCAUACCUAGUGGCAUCUGCAUCAUCUGAUGGGACUAUACGCGCAUGGGAUGUUCGCAUGGCUGCCACGGAGAAGCCAAAUCCACUAGCUGAGUGUAAGACACAGUCAAGACUGACAUGUCUUGCUGGAUCAAGUCUGAAAUUCAAACAACCCCAAGCUGGAAAGAAAAAUGCAAAAGUUGAAGAUGAAAAUCAAAUGGUGACAGAUCAAUAGUUUUCUGGAUGGCAUGCUUGAGAAAAUUGUUUUGCUGUUUGACUAACGCAGUUUUGACCUUUGGAGGGUUCGGUUAGCAUCACAUUGCUUUGAGAAGACUAUGGCCACGUACUCAUAGUUGAUUCUAUUUAUUGGUAGCAGUUGCAGUGCACACAUCUGCUCUCUGUUCACGAGUUAUGUCAUAAUGUUACUCUCAUAUGCCUGCACUUCUUGCUAGCAAUUCUAUGUGACGGUUUGCUAUCUAUUUCUGUACAAGUCUUCUAGUAAGUUGAAACAAAAAAGGUUCAUAUACUAUUAAAUUUUUCAUCUUUAGAAUACCUUAGUUUAUAUUUAUGAAAUUUGUCCAUUUAAUGUGGAAGUCAUACUAUUAUUUCUUGGGUUCUUUCUGUUAUAUGUAACCGAAUGAUUUCAGAAACGUAUACAAAAUGACGUACAUCUUAA
Molecule: messenger RNA, 1557 nt
Organism: Lathyrus oleraceus (garden pea)
Lineage: Eukaryota; Viridiplantae; Streptophyta; Magnoliopsida; Fabales; Fabaceae
Exons: 3
Coding region: 100-1116 (338 amino acids)
Molecular function (GO): protein binding
Source: RefSeq, a predicted model, not a curated record